AACUGUCCAACAGCAGGGGAGGGAAGAAGGAGAGAAAAGAAGGGAGUGACGGAAGCCUACGAGAGCGAGGAGGAGUGGAGCGGUUAGUGCAUGGAGUAGGGAACUUGCUGCCUGUGGGAAAAUAAACAGCACAGGGUAUUUGCCGCCCUCUCAGAGGCCUCAGUCCGGCAGCAGCGGAUAAACGGAGGAUGAGAAUUUCAGGGAGGCAGCUGAUUUCAUAGCAGGAAGUGCAUGGGAGGUUGCUGGGAUUAAAGUCCCUCUUGGGAGGUGCUGAAGCUUUCCCGUGGAAGUACUACUGAGGACAAAAAGAGCCUAUGUCCACGGCUCACCAGUACAUGGAGAAGGAUGUGGAGGAAGAAGAAGAGCAGAAAGAAAAAAUCAAUUUUGAAGAGGAGAUCAGGAAACAACAGUGCAAAACUACCUCUGGAGAUGAAAUAGCAAAAUGCAGUGAGCCUCAGAGUCAGACACAUUCAAGUGACUUCGAAGUGACUCAGGAAAAACAUUCAGAUGAUUUAUCCCAAGCAGUACCUCCUGCUGGUCAGGAGUGUACCAGUUAUUACAACACUGAUGCAUCACCUACCAACAAAAGAGACCAAGCUUCCACAGUCUCUCCUGCACCCGAGAACUUAAAUGAAAAGGAAGAUCAGACUUGCUCUGAGGUGAAGACCGAGAGGGAAACAUGCAUUAUUAAAACUGACACAGGAACAGAGGAUAUCAGACCAAGCCCAGCUCAAAAUGCUGAAGGUGAGGCCUCUACUGAUUCAGCAGACCAGACGACUGGUCCGGAGGUGAUCUAUGAUGAUGUACCCUGUGAAGAAAAUCUGUCUUCAGGAGAAGCUGACUUGAUCUAUGAAGACAUACAGAAAGAGGAGGGCUUGCAAGGGCGCAAUAAUGGCUGGAGCUCAAGUGAGUUUGAAAGCUAUGAUGAGCAGUCCGACUCUGACAAAGCGCCAACCCGCAGCAAGCUCACCCCUGAUGUUCGACGACUGAGAGAACGUUACACCAGGACCAAACAGGAGCUAACCAUGAGACUGGGGGGCAGACAUCAGGUCCAUCAGCUGAUGCGGGCGGCACGUAGCGGAACGAAAGAUGGCCUGGAGAAGACCAGAAUUGCUGUGAUGAGGAGAGUUUCAUUCCUACAUAGAAAGGACCACUCAGAUGACACUGAUGAUGAUACAGGGUAUCUGGAUGUGAUGGUAUCAGAGGCAAAACACCCACCUGCACAACUGGGACCAAUGCCAGAUGGGCUUAGCAGCCUGCAGAUCGUCCGACGCCAUAUUUUGGGCUCCAUUGUGCAGAGUGAGAGGAGUUAUCUGGAAUCUCUUAAACGGAUCCUACAGGAAUACCAGCGACCUCUGAUGGAGGCCGAGCCUCGGAUCCUCAGUGUUAGGAAAAUCCGACCCAUUUUUUUCCGUCUGCGGGAGAUCAUGCAGUGCCACUCCAUGUUCCAGAUUGCCUUGGCAUCUCGGGUGGCUGAAUGGGACUCUUGUGAAAAGAUUGGGGACCUGUUUGUUGCUUCAUUCUCGAAAUCCAUGGUGCUGGACGUAUAUAGUGAUUACGUCAAUAAUUUCACCAAUGCCAUGGCCUUAAUUAAGAAAGCCUGCAUGUCUAAACCAGCAUUUCUGGAGUUUCUCAAGAAGAAGCAGGCGUCCAGCAUUGACCGCAUAACUCUCUAUGGUUUGAUGGUAAAGCCUAUUCAGCGUUUUCCUCAGUUCAUCCUCCUCCUGCAGGAUAUGCUGAAAAACACUCCCACUGGCCAUGUGGACAGACUGUCCUUGCAAUUGGCCCUGACUGAAUUGGAGACCCUUGCUGAGAAACUCAAUGAGCAGAAAAGGGUGGCUGAUCAGAUCACUGAGACGCAGCAGCUGGCUCGCUGUGUCAGUGACCGCUCUCUCAGCAAGCUGCUGAACUCCGAGCAGAGCUCUUUGAUCCUUUGCGAGACGCUGAUUGAGACGGUGUACGGCGAAAGAGGACAGGUCCUCAAGUCUAAGGAGCGAAAAGUCUUUCUCUUCGGUGACAUGCUCAUCUGUGCCAACAUCAACAUCAAGGGCCCCCCUGACAUCAGCAGUCUGGUUCCAGUAGGUCCCAAGUACACCCUAAAGUGGAGCGCCCCCUUGCAGCAGGUCCAUGUAGUUGAAGUGGGUCAAGAGGGUUCCCAGACCAAGGACGCUCUCUAUCAGCUCGGAGGAGUCAAGCGCUCGGGCAGCUCUGCGGGAUCGGGAAGUAUCUUUCUGGGUCCGCCCCGGCUGUAUCAGGAACUGCAGGAGUUGCAGCAUGACCUCUCAGUGGUAGAGCAGGUCACUCUGCUUGUGAGGACUUUACAGGGAACGUACCAGAAUCUGAACACCACUGUAGCACAGGACUGGUGUUUGGCAUUGCAAAGACUGAUCCGCAUCAAGGAGGACCAAAUUCAGAGCGCCAACAAGUGCCGUUUACGAUUGCAAGUCCCUGACAGACCAGACAAGUCUGGUCGUCCUGUGAGCUUCACAGUGGUCUUCAACACACCAAGCCCCGUCAGCAAGAUAUCCUGGGUCAACCGGUUACACUUAACAAAGAUAGCACUGAGAGACGAAAACACACCGGGUUGGUUCUCUGCAGAGGAUGCUGGUAAGACAAAAGCUCCAUUUUGGUGUCCACUGCUGUCCUGUCGCAUGCCUGCCUUCACCUCCAAAGGCCAGGAAUUUAAGCUGGAGGCUGCCCUUCACAAUCCUGUUCAGUGUGCUUUACUUGGUUUCUCAGCGGCGAGUACUUCACUUCCUCAAGGCUACCUCUGGGUAGCCGGUGGAGGUGAUUCCACUCAAGGCCAGGUGGACAUCUUCUCCUUGAACAGACCCACACCUCGGCCUGUAAAAUCCCUCCAGAUGGGAGCUCGAGUGAGGUGUUUGGAGUAUGUGCCUGAGCCCAAAUCUUCAGAGGACGGCAAAACCAGCCCUCACAGCUCCACUGGAGUUGGAAGUACUAUCUGUGUGGGACUUGAUGAUGGCAGCAUUCUGGUCUACGGAAGUAUGGACACAGCUGCCCAAUGUCUUUUGACUCUCCGUAACCCCGAGGGCUGUCCGGUUCUUUGUCUCAAACAAUCCGGGAACUUCCUGUUCGCUGGCUUGCGGGAUGGAACGCUAAUGGUGUAUGAGAGACAUCACGGAGGUGAGCUGUGGAACCAGGACUCCUGUAGGAAAGUAACAGUUGGUUCAGAUCCCAUCAGGACGCUACUUGCCUUGGAGGACUCGGUCUGGGCCAGCUGUGCUAACACAGUAACUGUAGUUGACGGCUCCAGUUUGUCCACUCAGAGAUUUGAGGUCCAUCAGGACCCGAUGGUGAGCGUGGCCCAUAUGGUACGAGCUGGAGGUGGCGUAUGGAUGGCUUUUUCAGAAGGUUCCUCUAUUCGCUUGUUCCAUACGGAAACACUGGAGCACCUGCAGGAGAUCAACAUAUCUACACCCUCAUCAUUUAACAACCCCAGUCAGAAGAGCAUGAGAGUUACCAGCCUGCUGAUUUGCCAGGGACAGCUGUGGGUGGGAACUGCCCAGGGCAUUAUCAUCACCCUGCCUGUGCCCAAGCUGGAGGGCAUCCCCAAAAUUACAGGUAAGGGGAUGACAUCUCUUAAUGCACACUGCGGGCCUGUGGAUUUCUUAGUUGCCCUUUCCAGCAGUUUGUCUCCUGAUCUUCUGAAGCGCGAUUCUGUGGUGGAAGGGCAUGAUUCGGCCUGUGCGGUGGAGGACCGCAGUGACUCGUCCUCUCAGGAAUCUCUCAAGCAGCCCAGUAUUUCUCCCCAAGUGGAUGGUAAAGGCAAGGGGCAGAGUGGGGUGUUGCUACAGUACCGCCUCCGCUCAACCUCAGGUUUGCCUGGGCGACCAUUAACCGCAAGAGGGGACGAAGCCUCGGACUCAUCUUUAGAAUCCUUGGAGCACAGCAUGGAAGACGGCUCCAUAUACGAACUCAGCGAUGAUCCAGACAUGUGGGUUAGGGGUCGAUCCUGCGAUAGGGACGGGGUGAGGAGGGAUAGGGUUACCUCAGUAGCAGUCAUCUCUGGUGGAAAGGGCUUCCGCCGACUGAGGGAGGGUUCUGUGGCGACUUCUGCAGAAAACACACUUAUGAUCUGGCAGCUUCCUCUCACGGUUUGAGCUGAAAUUGUGUUUUAGGAAUUGUGAAAUGAAAAUUGUUACAAUUUACCCGUACUGUAUGUCAUUCCACACCUGAAUGACUUUCUUUUGAAUUAAUGUACUGGUCACUCUUUUCAGCGCGGUUACAAUGAAUGAAAGCUUCAAAAAAGAUACAAAAGUUUAAAUGAAACUGGCUCAUCCUCACAAGUUAUCAUCAUACAGUGAUGAACAGUCCUUUUUAAGUUUAAGGGGUUAUUUCUCUUAUAAUUUUCCACUCUUGAGAACCGAAAAUCAUCCAUACCAAUUUUGUAAGCUCAACAGAUUUAUUGAAAAGAUCUGACUCAAGUCAUUUUACAAUUCAGACAUCAUCAGACAAAAAAAUAAAUAAAUAAAUUAUUCACACAAAGCUAUCAGCUCUCUACUUUUACAGGGUUGUUUUUUAUUCUUUUUUUUUUCACUUUGGAGCCUGACAGCUCUAGUCCUCAGUUUUAUCAUACAGAAGAAUGGUGACCAGGAUAUUUGAAAGAAACAAAGUAAUAUGGGUUUGGAAUGACAUGAGGAGAAGUAAAUGACAGAAUUUUCAUUUCAGAGUGAACUUUCCCUUUUCGCUGGGCAUGUGUGGUACAAAAUAUGAAGCUCUUAGACUGUUCACAAAAAAAAAAAAAAAAAAAAAAGACUUCUAUAUUAAAUGACCUUGCAAUCUCAAGAAAUACAGGUCCUCCAAUAAUAAUAUUCCAUAACUAAUAGGCUAAGAGCAAUACAUUUUCAGUCACUCAUUCUUUUACUGUACCUGGAAGCUGUUACCUUACCAGUAGAGAAAUUAAAUCCAUGUAUUUAAUCUCAGACUUCACUGUAAUCAGGGCCUAAACUAUUCAAAUAGAACAUUUCCUUGAGGCCUUAGUCCAGUCAGCCUUUAGUGAAUCAUGAAUUUUAUACACCACAAAAGCUGCUGAGUUUUUAUUUUUCAUUUUAUUCCCCUGCAUCUGAAAAAAUAAUAUCGGUGGAAAGUGAAAAGUAAAGUAAAAGGGGUUUUCAUGCUUUUGUGCAGUCACUCUGAGAAUACUCUCACUCUUUGACUCUUGAUAAUGUGAACGCAUGAAGUCAAGCCUGUGCAGGUCAGUGCUGUGUGUGUUAAAAAAAAAAAAAAAAAAAAAAGGAUUUCUAAACAAUUGAAGGCCUACAUUUCUGUGGUGAAUGGUGAAGCCUCAUUAAAAAUCUUUUUAGUGGACAUGUUUAUUCUUAUGUACACAACCUGGAAACAUUUUCACCAUAUGGCAGUCAUUUGAAACGUCUGCUUAAAUCACCAUUACUUAACAAGAAAGUUCAUUAGCAGCUGGUAGUAGAAUGAUACAAGCACCACUAAUUGCAGGAUAGUUGGGAAUCUUGUGAAGCUUUUGAUGUUUAUUUGAUCUUGUUGAAGGGUAUUGAAUGCUGAUAUUUUGUGUAAUAUCGCAGUUCCAUCUGCAAGCUACAGUUGGUUACCCUCAUUCUUUUUCCUUGUUUGAUCUACAUUUAAGAUGUUGUCUUCCAGUCUUCCAUUAGGAAUUGUGCCAGAUGCACAUUGUAUUGUGUAAAAGGGAAUAGUUUGAUGUUGUUUUUGGUACAAACGAACGAAGUAAAUAAAUAAUAAACUCAUUAAUGAAUACAGCUCUAAAAAGCUCUGCUUAUACACCAGCUUGGCCAAACUUGGAGCACUGAUGAACCAGCAUAGACCAGCAAACCACCUUUCUAAUCUAAUCUUUUUUUGGAGACAGCAAAUAAACAGUGUUAAACUAAAAUUCCUCAGAAAUAGCUGCUGAAUAAUACAGUUAAAUGGUUUAUUUUUCCACCUCUUACCACUUUGUCAUCAUGCAUUUUUCAUACCAUGCAACAUUAUGAACGUACGAAAUGUAUAAUUGGUCUUGGUAGUGCAAACUUGUAUUAAAACUGUUAAACUUAAAUUGCUUUUUUAUGUUUUUGCAUUAUAGCAUCAAACAUUUAAGAAGGCCAUAAUAUGCCACUGAAUGUAAUAACUGUAGCGCUACAACAGUCAUUCAUUGUUUGGAUAUGAAAUUCAUAAGUAAAAGUGAAUUAAAUUUAAUGUGAAUAAUACAAAGUGUGCAUUAUCCAUCCAUAUGAAGUAACCACUUGCGUUUCCAUUUGUGUCCCAAAUGCACUGAAUGUUUAGGAUUUGUUUAUGCUAAUAAUAUGUAGCCUCAUGUUUGUCAAUUCACUGUUACUAAAAUAAAAACAAUAAAUCUA
This is a messenger RNA of Carassius auratus (goldfish), 6341 nucleotides long. Its product is annotated as rho guanine nucleotide exchange factor 10-like protein. Gene Ontology annotation, cellular component: cytosol. The transcript is spliced from 27 exons. The coding region runs from base 315 to 4121 and encodes 1268 amino acids. Lineage: Eukaryota; Metazoa; Chordata; Actinopteri; Cypriniformes; Cyprinidae. Gene Ontology annotation, molecular function: protein binding; guanyl-nucleotide exchange factor activity. Gene Ontology annotation, biological process: positive regulation of stress fiber assembly; SREBP signaling pathway; actin cytoskeleton organization. The record is from RefSeq and is a predicted model, not a curated record.